UCCAGCCUCACCCUGACACAGAGGACCCAGGGCUGUUUCAGCAGAGUGCUGGCUCUCGGGAAGGAGCCCGAUGUCUAUCAGCGUGCGUGUUACCACCAUGGAUGCUGAGCUGGAGUUUGCCAUCCAGCCCAACACUACAGGGAAGCAACUCUUUGAUCAGGUUGUCAAGACAAUUGGUCUACGAGAGGUCUGGUUUUUUGGACUUCAGUAUCAGGACACCAAGGGCUUCUCGACAUGGCUGAAAUUGAACAAAAAGGUAACAGCACAGGAUGUACGCAAAGAAAGUCCCCUGCUCUUCAAAUUCCGUGCCAAGUUCUACCCAGAGGAUGUGGCAGAAGAGCUGAUCCAGGACAUCACGCAGCGCCUUUUCUUCCUCCAAGUGAAGGAGGCAAUUCUGAAUGAUGACAUCUAUUGCCCUCCAGAAACAGCCGUCCUUCUGGCUUCCUAUGCCGUCCAGUCAAAAUAUGGAGACUUCAAUAAAGAGGUGCACAAGUCUGGCUACCUUGCUAGCGACAAACUGCUCCCACAGAGAGUUCUGGAGCAGCACAAGCUUAACAAGGACCAAUGGGAGGAGAGGAUCCAGGUGUGGCAUGAGGAACAUCGAGGAAUGAUUAGAGAAGAUGCUGUCUUGGAGUACUUGAAAAUUGCACAGGAUCUGGAAAUGUAUGGUGUGAACUACUUCAGCAUUAAGAACAAGAAGGGCUCUGAACUCUGGCUAGGUGUAGAUGCUCUUGGACUCAACAUUUAUGAGCAGAAUGACAGGCUAACACCGAAAAUUGGAUUCCCUUGGAGCGAGAUCAGAAAUAUCUCAUUCAAUGACAAGAAAUUUGUUAUCAAGCCUAUUGACAAGAAAGCACCAGACUUUGUAUUCUAUGCCCCUCGGUUACGGAUUAACAAACGAAUCUUGGCACUUUGCAUGGGGAACCAUGAGCUCUACAUGCGCAGGCGUAAACCAGAUACCAUUGAGGUGCAGCAGAUGAAAGCGCAGGCUCGAGAAGAGAAGCAUCAGAAACAGAUGGAGAGAGCCCUGCUGGAGAAUGAGAAGAAGAAGAGGGAGUUGGCAGAAAAGGAGAAGGAGAAGAUUGAACGUGAGAAGGAGGAGCUAAUGGAAAGACUCAAGCAAAUUGAGGAGCAAACCAAGAAAGCUCAGCAAGAACUGGAAGAACAGACCCGCAGAGCUAUGGAGCUGGAACAGGAGAGAAAACGAGCUCAGGAGGAAGCAGAGAAACUGGCUAAAGAACGUAGAGAAGCAGAAGAGGCAAAGGAGGCCCUGUUGAGAGCGUCCCAUGAUCAACAAAAGACCCAGGAACAGCUGGCUGCUGAGAUGGCAGAACUCACAGCUAGGAUCACGCAGCUGGAGCUGGCCAGGCAGAAGAAAGAAAGCGAGGCCCAGGAGUGGCAACAGAAGGCACAGAUGGUGCAGGAGGACCUAGAAAAGACCAAAGAGGAGCUGAAGACUGCCAUGAGCACCCCUCACGUCACUGAACCCAUGCACUCUGAGAAUGAGCAUGAUGAUGAGCAGGAUGAGAAUGCGGCAGAAGCCAGUGCUGAGCUACGAUCGGAGGCCACCAUCAAGGACCGCAGUGAGGAGGAGCGCACCACUGAGGCAGAGAAGAAUGAACGGGUCCAGAAGCACUUGAAGGCUCUUUCCUCAGAGCUGGCAAACGCUCGGGAUGAAACCAAGAAGACAGCCAAUGAUAUGAUCCAUGCUGAGAACAUGCGUCUGGGCCGAGACAAGUACAAGACCCUCCGUCAGAUUCGGCAGGGCAACACCAAGCAGCGCAUUGAUGAGUUUGAGUCCAUGUAAACUCUCCCCUGCACCUGCUGCCCUGCACUCUCUUCUCCCCUCUUUCCCAUCCUCUCCCGCCAUUCACUCGUAAUCGUGCUACGCUGGAACCACUACAGAAGAGUGACCACGGUCUUAUUUAUCAAGUUUUGGGCAAAUGCUGGAGUUAAGCAACAGAAGAAAGAAUAGUAUUUACAUCUUCCUGGGGUGGCUUUGGAAAGCAAAUGUGUAUUGGGGCAAAUCUGAAACUGUUUGGCUUUGGGUAGAGUCUCACUGCGUUUAGUUUUGUAUUGCUUACUGAAGGGGCUGUGUGGCUGUCCUCUCCCGUGGAGUGGGGAGGCCAGCAGAUACUUUUACUGAGUUACAUAAAGUGCUAACAGUUUGACACUGUGCCUUCCUACUAACUUGCACAAGCUUCAGUAUUAAGCUUUGUAGCCAGGGUCUGAAUUUCUGACUUAAUACAGGGUCUGAAUCAUGUAGUUGAGAAGGGGAGGCUGGAGCUUCGGAAGAAGGGUUGGAGGUAGAAUAUGGACUUUCUUUCUAAAAGACCAAAGCUUUUGUCCUUUGAACAUAAGCAGACCAAACAGAUUCUGUGGCGUUCCUGCUGGUGUUACCUUUUGUAUAAUGAUGGAAUUUUGAAUUUCCUAAUCAUGAGGAGGCCUUUGGAAUACUUCCACUGAUGCAGUGAGGUUUGGAGUCUCGAAUUCCCUGCCUUCCAGAAUGUUCGUCUCUGGUAAAUGGCUUUGUUCACUGUCAUUUGUCCAAUUUGAAUGUAACCAGUGAGCCAGAGAUAGCUAAAGAACACUGCCUUCCUUUUUGGGUUUGCCAAUGGAAACCUAAAGGGGCAGGUAGAACUGUAAAAGGCUAAAAAUGCCUGUAGCUGUAUUUUCCCUUUCUGAACCAGUACACUUCCAGUUGUGCGAAUAGGAUUUCAGGUUUUUCCAUAAGAGGCCUUUCUAGCAGAGUCAUUGGUGCCUUAUGACCCUGUAUAGAUCUGCUGUAGCUCAGAUGCCUUUAGUUUAAACUAGAUGCAAUCAUAAAAAGCGAUCAGCAGUUGGGGACCAAAAACUACUGUUGUAUCUGGGUCGUGUACAAGACUGCAUCUGUCUUCCUGGCUUCAAGCAGCGUUUGAGGGGAGAGGGUCCUGAGAUAUUUGUCCAAUUGCUGCCUUAAUCCUCACGAGCAUUCUGCCAGAUCCCUGGCUCAAGUGCUUUUCCUUCCCCAGAAGGGUGCUUUGCCCCUUUGUAGCUUUGUGAACAGAAGGCUCUGUCUCUUAGAAACGGGACGCUGGUGGUUGUGAGGCUGGUCCCAAGAGCCAUUUGUACCAGUUGCUGUAAUACCCAUCACCUCCUGUCUUCCAAGCUAUCCAUGCUGUAGCUGCCCAGAGUCCUUCCUGCCAUUUCUGGGGAGGAAACAGCCACAUACGCUCAGGGUUGAAUUGGAUUUUUGCCUUGAUCCUUCAUAGAAGGAAAUGUUAACCUUCAGAAGAGGCCUCUUAAAAAUGGAUUCUACCUACAGUGGACUCCUCCUUUGCUUUGCCCUCCUUGGAUUAGCCUCUCCCUAUAGGAAGUCAUCAGGCUAGCCUGCGAUUUCUCUGUUUUUGUGGAUUCCCCCUUCGUAUGGUGUCACCGCUAAUGGUGAUAGAAGGAAAACAUCUGAAUGCUAGAGCUUUUCCAUCUGCAUGCUCUAUGGAAGAGUUAAAGGGGGACUGUGCCAAAAAGAAACAUUCAUGAUAGUGUUAAUAAACUGCAGUAUUUCCCCAAGAAUUCCUUGGGCUGCUGGAAACAACCUUACCAGUGCUGUAUUAUUGUAUUUUUUUUGGAAGCAAUAAAAGUCUGUGCGGAGAUCCACGCGAGCACCAACCAACCUCUGUUAGGAGCAUAGCGUAGCGGCUUGCUUCUAAACAUCUCGGUAAGUCACGUGGGAGCACCCUUCUCUCCCCUGGGCACAGCAUGGUUUUGAGGGGGACAUGACAUCGUAGGCUUUUGGUUGGCCCAACCCACAUGCCUCGCUACUCUUGAAAGCACAAACGAAAGAUUGCAGUUAAAUCUGUCAGAACCGCUUUGCGUGUUUCUGUGCUGAAGGGUUAUGGGCACUGGCUCCACGUGAGUCUCGUUACUGGGGGAACAGACAACCUUUACACUUCUGUUUUGGUGCUUUAAAGCUGGUUCUCGGCACUUCUGCUCUGUCCAUGGCAACUGUCGAUGUGUUUGCAGGGAGAAAAGCCUUUAUUAAAUCCUAACAAUUUCUUAACAAGGUGAUGUAUGGUGCCUGGAAUACGUGUUCAAAUAAUGAACUAGUAACCCUUUUCUGCUUCGAUGGGUCACACAACACUGCUGAGCUCCUGUAUUAUGAUGCUGGCAUGACUUCUGUUUAUAGGAUUUUUUUAAAAUUGUUCUCAUUCCAAAUGGUCCAAUAUAGGAAUAGAAC
Molecule: messenger RNA, 4216 nt
Organism: Egretta garzetta (little egret)
Lineage: Eukaryota; Metazoa; Chordata; Aves; Pelecaniformes; Ardeidae
Gene: MSN
Product: moesin
Exons: 13
Coding region: 71-1807 (578 amino acids)
Biological process (GO): regulation of cell shape; regulation of organelle assembly; positive regulation of protein localization to early endosome
Cellular component (GO): apical part of cell; plasma membrane; filopodium
Molecular function (GO): actin binding; cell adhesion molecule binding
Source: RefSeq, a predicted model, not a curated record